Messenger RNA from Nymphaea colorata (pocket water lily), 1341 nucleotides. RefSeq names its product vesicle transport v-SNARE 13-like. Lineage: Eukaryota; Viridiplantae; Streptophyta; Magnoliopsida; Nymphaeales; Nymphaeaceae. Gene Ontology annotation, biological process: vesicle fusion; intracellular protein transport; vesicle-mediated transport. Gene Ontology annotation, molecular function: SNARE binding; SNAP receptor activity. The coding region runs from base 464 to 1126 and encodes 220 amino acids. The transcript has 6 exons. The record is from RefSeq and is a predicted model, not a curated record. Gene Ontology annotation, cellular component: endoplasmic reticulum membrane; late endosome membrane; SNARE complex.
CGAACCAUGACUGCUCGUCUGACAGCUGAAGCCCGUCCCACUGCAUCCCAUCCCUUUGGCUUAGGGUGUAAUUGUUUUCAUGCUUGAAAAUUCUCGAAUGUUAACGAAUGUUCAGUUUUUUGGUCCACACAACCUCCAUCUUUAGAUUCGCGUUUCCUUUUUAAUUUCUUGGAAACUCGCGUCGAACUAGAAUGUUUGGAAUUAUAAAGCCUGUUUUCCUGGCAACUCCAAAUCGAUGCGGGUCUUGAUCGUCUUUAUCUGUGACGCGUAGCGGCCUGACUUCCCGCAAUCUCCCUCUCUCUCUCUCUCGCUCGCUCGCGGUUUCUCUUCUGCCGCGGAUCGCCCACGCCCGCCGAUAGUCGAUCAAUUAAUUAUCGUUGCUUCUUUACGGAGUCCUCAGCAUUCAAUUUGCAUAUUGGUUGCGCAUCCAGGGCGUUAGGAGUGUAGUAGAAGACAAGGCAGGAUGAGUCAGGUAUUUGAAGGUUACGAGCGCCAAUACUGUGAACUAUCUGCAAAUCUCACUAAGAAGUGCACGUCUGCUGGUCUACUUGAUGGAGAGAAAAAGAAGCAAAAAAUUUCUGAGAUAAAAACUGGUCUUGAUGAAGCAGACGGCUUGAUCCGCAAGAUGGACCUUGAGGCUAGAAGUUUACAGCCAAGCGUGAAGGCCAUGCUACUUCAGAAGUUGAGGGAAUAUAAAUCUGAUUUAAACAACCUGAAAGGUGAAAUGAAAAAGAUCACAUCAGCUAAUGCUCAGGCUGCAAGAGAUGAACUUCUAGAGUCGGGCAUGGCAGAUGCCUUAACGGUGUCAGCUGAUCAAAGAAGUAGAUUGCUUCAGUCAACAGAGAGACUAAACCAAUCAAGUGAACGCAUCAGAGAAGGCAGAAGGACGAUGCUAGAGACUGAGGAGCUUGGUGUUUCAAUUCUCCAAGACCUUCACCAACAACGCCAGUCAUUGUUACAUGCUCAUGGCACGCUUCACGGUGUCGAUGACAACAUUGGUAAAAGCAGAAAAAUUUUGACUGCCAUGUCAAGAAGAAUGGACAGGAACAAAUGGAUUAUUGGCACCGUAAUUGCAGUUCUGGUUGUCGUGAUUAUUUUGAUUCUGUAUUUUAAGCUUACCCAUUAAUGAAAACUACGGCAUAGCAUCUCAAUGCUUUUGAUAUUUUUCAGCUGCUAUGAGAUUUCCUAGUAUGUCUCUGAUUUCCUGUAAGCAUCAGCUUGUCCUCGUGCCCUGCAAUCAUGUCUUAUUUCUAGUAUGCUAGGGUUUGGUGUUGUGGCCUGGCUUUCUCAUGAGCAAUAAAGGCAAAAUUUGCAUGUUAUUAUUAUUAUUAUUUUUCUGUA